AUGGGGUAUUCUGUGAGAGAAGAUGUCUGGUGGGGGAGGGCCAUAACCAUAUUCAUAUUACUACUAGCGUUUCAUGCAGAGAGUGAGGGGUGCUUGAAAGAAGAGAGAGAAGCUCUUUUGAAAUUGAAAGAAGCUUUCAAUUAUCCAAAUGGCUCCUCUCUUCCUUCUUGGAAUAACCAAACCUUCUCUGCAGAUUGCUGCACUUGGGAGGCUGUAGAGUGUGACAACUCCACUCAUAGAGUCAUAAGCCUUCAUCUGAAAAAUACAAGACCUUAUGAGUUGGGACACAUCAAAUGGUCACUCAAUGCUUCUUCUUUUCUCCCCUUCAUCCAGCUUCAAGAGCUGUAUUUGAAAGGGAACUACUUGUCAGGGCUGUUUGGCGACAUCAGGCUGGUGAACUUGGAAGUGUUGGAUUUAGAAGAGAAUAUGCUCACAGAAUUUCCAUAUUUCGAUCUUUAUCAUUCACGCCAUUUAAAGGAGCUGGCGCUUGGCUCGAAUUUCUUGGAGGGCAGUAUUCCAGAAUCUAUCAUGUCCCUUACUUCCAUCACCGCAUUGACAUUAGGCGAAAACAACCUGACUGGAUCAUUGCCACAACAAGGAGGCCUUUGCAAUAUGAAGAAUCUUGCAUUAUUGGAUCUUUCCUUCAAUGAACUGGAGGGUCAACUCCCUGCAUGCCUUAGCAAUUUGAUGUCUCUACGUACACUUCAUCUUCCACAAAAUCGUUUUGAAGGAACCUUUCCUUCCUUACUCUUUCAUUCUUUGAGAUCCCUAAUAGCAAUUACUCUUUCUGACGACAAUUUCAGUGGAUCAUUUUCACUGUCUUUGCUUGCCAACCACUCCAACCUCAAAAUAUUCAGAAUUAUAUGCUUUAACACCAAUCUCAGUCUUGAAAUUGAGAAUCCCCCAUUUACCCCUUCCUUCCAAUUGAGGUCUUUUGCAAUCCGCAACUGCACUCUGAAUGAAACCAGCAAGAAAACAAUGCCUACCUUUCUUCUUUAUCAAUAUGACUUGCGAUUCCUAGAACUUAGUCACUUGAACAUUUCAGGAACUUUCCCUUCAUGGCUUUUAACAAACAACACGAGAUUAAAUUAUUUAAGUCUGACGCACAACUUGUUCACCGGUCCCUUUCAACUUAAUUCCACCUCAAAAUUGCUUCACAUGGAAUCAUUUGAUAUUUCCUCUAACCCCAUUAGAGAUGAAAUACCUCCUCAUAUUGGCUUCAAUUUUCCCAACUUGAUCUCUCUUGACAUGUCUUCAACUUCAUUGCGAGGUCGAUUUCCAGCUUCAAUAGGUGAAAUGAGACAAUUGAAUGAUCUUGACUUGUCAAAUAAUAAUUUAUCUGGUUAUUUGCCCCAAAAAUUUGGGGAGGGUAACAAUGAGUUGGGAUUUUUGAAGUUGUCAAACAACAACCUGAGUGGCCCGUGUUUGCCCAUAGGAUCAAAUUUCACAUAUUUGUUGUUUUUGGAUCUCAACAACAAUAACUUCAGAGGAAAGCUAGAAGGUGGGAUCAUGAAUAGUACUGAAUUAAGAAUGUUGGAUAUAAGUGCCAACCAAUUAUUUGGUGAAAUGCCUAGCUGGAUCAGAAAUUUUCAACAUUUGAGCUACCUCAUAUUGUCAAAGAAUUCUUUAGCUGGUCCACUGCCAAAAAGCUUUUGGAACUUGAUUGAACUUACAUAUCUAGACCUUUCUUACAAUAAAUUCAAUGGCUCUUUGCCAAGUUGUCCAAAUAUGCCAUCAUUGAAGUAUUUGCAUUUGCAGGGCAACCAUUUCAUGGGACCUCUACCUUUGGCUAAUUCCCCCUCACUGUUGAUUUUGGAUUUGGCAAAUAACAAUUUUUCUGGUCAAAUUCCAAGAUUGAUUAGCUCAUUUUUGAGUUUAAGGGUCCUCAUGUUAAAGGGAAACAAACUUGAAGGCUCUAUUCCUGUGCAUUUAUGCAAGCUCAAGAAUAUAAGCUUAUUAGAUCUUUCUGAAAAUAAGCUUUCCGGAGGCAUACCAUAUUGCUUGAAUAACAUCACAUUUGGGAAGAUAGAUUCACCAAGGGAAAUUGAAAUAGGAUAUUUUAUUGUGUCAUGGACUACAAGAUCAUCAACUUAUUCAUUUAACCCUUUGACCGGUGAAGUUUUUAUACUAGAAGAAAAACAAAAUGAUAUAUUGUAUGAGGACCAAGAAGUAGAUUUUAGAACAAAAAGCAGGUGUGAAUCUUACAAAGGAAGCAUUUUAAAUUUGAUGUCUGGGUUGGAUAUCUCAGAUAAUCAAUUGAUAGGUGAGAUUCCCUCACAAAUUGGAUACUUAGGCACUAUCCAUGCAUUGAAUUUGUCAAACAAUCAAUUAAAAGGGCGUAUUCCAGAUACGUUUUCAAACCUCAAGCAGAUAGAAAGCCUUGAUCUUUCACACAACAAAUUAUCAGGUCACAUUCCUACACAAUUAACUCAGUUGUACUCCUUGUCUUUCUUCUCAGUGGCUCAUAAUAAUCUAUCUGGAACAACACCUGACAUGAAAAAUCAAUUUGCAACUUUUGAUUCUGCCAGUUAUGAAGGAAACCCUUUUCUCUAUGGUCCCCCUUUGCAGCAAAAUUGCUCAAUAGCACGGAGAAAUAGGCAACCUCAUCAUUUGGAAGCAGAUGAUUUUCAAGAUGCUUUCUUAUGGAGUUUUGUCGGAGCAUUUGCAGAACCUCCUGUUAUGUUUACUAUUAUAAGCAUACCAUAUACAGUUUGUGAUGAGAAUACUAUGUUGCCAAACGCAGUUUAA
Molecule: messenger RNA, 2748 nt
Organism: Neltuma alba
Lineage: Eukaryota; Viridiplantae; Streptophyta; Magnoliopsida; Fabales; Fabaceae
Product: receptor like protein 21-like
Exons: 5
Coding region: 1-2748 (915 amino acids)
Molecular function (GO): protein binding
Source: RefSeq, a predicted model, not a curated record